AUGGCGUCUUCCUCGGCGACUCUCUCUCUCUGUUCUGCUUUCGCUUCGCAUUGCAAUGUCGCUUCUCGCCGUUCGAGCUCUACUCUUUCUCUUCUCUCUAAACCCUCUCUUACUCUCUCUAAACCUUCGACUGGGUUUCCUUCAACUGCGUCGACCUCUCGACCUUCAUUCCUCGCUGCUCCGAAAUUCGCUGAAUCUGCCGUCGAGACUGAGCCGGAAACUACAGAUGUCGAAGCUGUUGUUCUUUCCGAGGUCGCUGAUGAGGAUAAGCCUAAACGCGAAGAGAUUUUCGCCGUUAUCAUGGUUGGUGGAAGACAAUACAUUGUGUUUCCAGGGAGGUAUCUCUACACUUCGAGGUUGAAAGAUGCAAGUGUCGAUGAUCAGGUUGUUCUGAACAAGGUUUUACUUGUUGGCACAAAGACACACACGUACAUUGGCAAACCAGUUGUGACCAAUGCCACUGUACAUGCUGUUGUCGAAAGUCAAGGUCUGGAUGAUAAAGUGGUAGUCUUCAAGUACAAGCCAAAGAAGAAGUACCGAAGAAACAUUGGUCACCGACAGCCGAAUACGAGGAUUAGGAUUACAGGAAUCACAGGGUAUGAAGAGUAUCCAGCGUCACCCAAUGUUGCGGUCUAA
This is a messenger RNA of Arabis nemorensis, 636 nucleotides long. Lineage: Eukaryota; Viridiplantae; Streptophyta; Magnoliopsida; Brassicales; Brassicaceae. The record is from the annotation of a GenBank genome assembly.